Molecule: messenger RNA, 1077 nt
Organism: Grosmannia clavigera kw1407
Lineage: Eukaryota; Fungi; Ascomycota; Sordariomycetes; Ophiostomatales; Ophiostomataceae
Product: tetratricopeptide repeat domain containing protein
Exons: 3
Coding region: 1-1077 (358 amino acids)
Biological process (GO): protein folding in endoplasmic reticulum
Cellular component (GO): EMC complex
Molecular function (GO): protein binding
Source: RefSeq, a predicted model, not a curated record
AUGGCCCCCUCCCUGCUCCAUCCGCCGAGCCGUCUGUCGGCAGCAGAGGCCCUUCUGCUGUCGCAGCGUGCGCCCGCCGUGCUCGACAGCCUUCCCAGCACGGUCAGCUCGUCUAUGCUGCAGUCGGUCAUCGCGCCGACUGACGACCCCGAGAUCUGGAUCUCCUACGAGAAUCUGCUGCUGUCGUGUCUGCGGACGGGCGACAUUGAGUCGGCGCGCGAGAGCUUGCGCCGCCUCGUCGGCCGCUUCGGCGAGAGCAACGACCGCAUCAAGGCGCUGGGCGGCAUCGUGCGUGAGGCCGAAGCCGAGGACGAGACAGCCCUGCUGGAAGUGCUUAAGAGCUACGACUCUAUCCUGAAGGAGGACGACAGCAACAUUGCCAUCCACAAACGACGCGCUGCCCUAUUGCGCUCACUGGGUCGCAUCCCUGAGGCUGUCUCGGCCCUGGUGGCCCUUCUGGACUUCACGCCCACCGAUGCCGAGGCCUGGGCUGAGCUGUCCGACGUGUACCUAUCGCAGGGCAUGUACCCACAGGCCGUCUACGCCCUAGAGGAGGUGCUUGUGCUGGCGCCCAAUGCUUGGAAUGUGCACGCCCGUUUGGGCGAAGUGCAGUAUAUGGCUGCAACGACAUCUGUCAGUGGCGACGCCGUGUCGCAGCAGAAGUACACGGCCGAAUCGUUGAAGCGUUUCAGUCGCAGCAUCGAGCUCUGCGACGACUAUCUGCGUGGCUAUUACGGUCUCAAGCUUGUACGAUCACAAAACUCUCCCUCACUUACCACCCUGCAGUGCACGACCAGCACAGAAUCAACUGACAAAGCCCAUUUCGGUGGCAUGCAGGUCACGGCAUAUGCGAUCGAAAAUUCUGGAAAAUGGCCCAAACGAAGCGUUGACACGGAGGACUUUGCCCUACCGGACACUGCCACCCUGCAGCUGCUUAGUCAGCUGGCGACCGAGAAGCUGUCAGAAAUCGUACGGCGCGGUUCUGCAAAGGAACCCCACUGGAGUGGAUAUGACCAGGCCGAACUUGCAGCAGCACGGAAAUUACUCGCGCAGGAGACGGCCUCGACUGUUCGAUAA